Molecule: messenger RNA, 1394 nt
Organism: Arachis duranensis
Lineage: Eukaryota; Viridiplantae; Streptophyta; Magnoliopsida; Fabales; Fabaceae
Exons: 8
Coding region: 232-1146 (304 amino acids)
Source: RefSeq, a predicted model, not a curated record
AUUCACGUUGUUGAUUAACAUGCGAAGAAUUGGAGUUCAUCAACAUGCGAAGUAAAAGUUAAUAAAGAAUAAUAUCUAGGGCUUCAUCUUGCACACUAACCUUCCCCAUUCUCCGGUUCUACAUACCCCAGACAUAAUGAUACAAUUAAGCUCCUGCUCCUUGAUUCUCUUAAAGGUUUUAUCUGUUUUGUGUUUUCAGAAACCCUCGAAGAAUUGGAGUUCGAAGGUGGCAUGGAACCAUCACCAUCAACGCGAUACAAUCUGCGAUCUCGUGGUCGUAUAAUCGGCAACCGCCUUUUGAGGUUACGCCGAGGAGUUCCAGUCUAUAAUCAUCACCACUCAUGGUUGUUACUUGUUACAAGCUUCAUGCUUUCUCUUCUAAUUAUUAUUUGUUUACUUAAUUAUCAUUCCUGCCAAAUUAGUGAUAUAUUGGUUUUUUUUUUCUCUAUGUUUUUCCUUUACAAAUCAAUUUUGCUUGCAAUCAAAGUCAAAAGCCUUGUAGGCCCUCCGUUAAAAAAACAAAAGCCUUGUGGACCCUCGAUACUUAGAGGAACUGAUGAGGAACUAGGAAAUCAAAGGCCACAUGAUUGUAAGAUUAGAAAAGAACAACGGAGACAAAGUAGAUUACGUUUUAUGGAGAAGUAUCGGGCUUAUCCAUUUGUGGCAAUGCAACACUACAACAGAAUGCUAAAAGAGGAAGAACAGUACAAAGUUUAUGAUCGUGGAGAUGGGAUUAUGUCGGCUUACAAAAAAGUUGGUGUUUUUCAUCAACUGCACAUUUUGGGGGUGCCAAAAUCUUUUGAAUACAUGCAGAACUCAUCGGAUGAUGAUGUUCCUGUUAAGCACUUUUAUGCCCGGAUCCAUCAAGCACCCAAAAGGAAUACUCAUGUAGAUUACUGUGAGCCUUUUGAAGGAGAAGGACCUCCAUGGAAAGGUCUUGAUAUUACCCGAGUCGUUCCCUUGUGCUGUAAAUUUUGUGGUCUUGCAAAUGGGCGUGCUAUCAAGUCAAGAUCAUUAGAAUUGAGCGAGCAAGCUAAAGCUAAUGGAGAAGAUUCGGAUUCAGACUACUGGGAUGGUUACUCGGACCCUAAUGCCCCUAAAAAAGAAAUCAGAGGAGCAUUAGCAGAAUUUAGGAGAAGGCGUUGAACCUAUCUUAGAAGACUUUAAGGACCAAUGUUCGAUCUUGAAAGCACUUCAGGGUUAUAAUGCCAAAAUCUCAAGUAGGCACACUCAUAUCUAUUUGGAUCUUUACAGGCCUUAGACUUCUUGAAUAUUCUAUUUUAUUUUAUUUUUAUGUAGAAUUCGACUUUUUUUAGCGCGGUCUUCUUUAUUUCUAGCAUUGAGAAUUCUCUUUUAAGACUCCAUGAACAAUUAAUGAAAACCUCUUUUAUUCA